Messenger RNA from Aedes albopictus (Asian tiger mosquito), 4667 nucleotides. RefSeq lists its product as uncharacterized. The record is from RefSeq and is a predicted model, not a curated record. NCBI's taxonomy places the organism in Eukaryota, Metazoa, Arthropoda, Insecta, Diptera, Culicidae. The transcript is spliced from 2 exons. Gene Ontology annotation, biological process: DNA integration. Gene Ontology annotation, molecular function: nucleic acid binding. Bases 119 to 2218 code for a protein of 699 amino acids.
UCGGGGCGAGCUGUUCUCCUGCCACAGCCCAGUUUGUGAGAACAAGAACGCCGAAAGAUUCGAAGAAGAACAUCCAACAGCGGUAGCGGUCAUCAAAAAACGACACUACGUGGAUGACAUGGUUUUCAGCGUUGAAACGGAGCAAGAAGCAGUUGAACUGGCGGAGUCGGUGCGUUUCAUUCACAUGGAGGGUGGAUUUGAAAUCCGCAAUUGGGUUUCCAAUUCUCCGUUGGUGCUUUCCACUAUGAAUGGAGAAGAGUCAACGGAAAAGGACCUGAACAUAUCUGCGGAGGUGGCGAGUCAAAAAAUCCUCGGAAUGUGGUGGCAUACGAAAGACGACGUGUUCAAAUACAAAAUAUGCUGGACCAGAUUUGAUUCGGCGCUGCUUGAUGGAAGUCGUUGCCCUACUAAACGGGAGAUCCUUCGGACGCUGAUGACCAUAUACGACCCUCUAGGUCUCAUCGACCACUUUCUGGUGUUGCUGAAAAUCUUGCUACAGGAAGUUUGGCGUGCUAGUGUUGACUGGGAUGAACGAAUUCCCGACAACCUGUUCGAGAAGUGGCGUGACUGGCUUCAAUUGCUACCCGAGGUAGAGAAAUUACGGAUUCCUAGGUGUUACCGGCAAGUUGUUUCAUCCUUGGACGCAGCUUUCAUCGAAGUUCACGUAUUCGUUGACGCAAGCGAAAGUGCAAUGGCAGCGGCAGUGUUCUUGCGACUCGUAGAAGGGAAUCAAGUGGAAUUUUCGAGUUGGCGGCGAUUGCUAGCGGUAACUGGAUACGUCCUUCGAUUCUGCUUGAACCUUCAACGUCGUCGUAGUCAGCAUCCACUCAGAACUGGACCGUUAUCAAGCGAAGAACUUCGGGAAGCGGAAGAACACCAUUACCGGCAAGCGCAACGAGAUGUGUACCAGGACGAAGUCGCAGCGCUGGAGACGAAAGAAUCCACUAUCAAACGUAUUCCAAAGACAAGUCCACUUUACAAGUUGAGCCCGUUCGUUGACGAAUCCGGUGUAAUGAGGAUGAAAGGGAGAACCACUGUGUGCGCGUAUUUGCACAGUGACGCCAAGAAUCCUGUUAUUCUGCCUCCAAAGCAUCCAGUAACAUCAUUAAUAUUAGUCCAUUACCACGAAAAGUUUUUGCACCGCAACUACGAAAUAGUAGUCAACGAAGUCCGCCAGAAGUACAGCAUCUUCCGCCUGAGACAAGCCCUUGCUGCGAUACGUAGAAACUGCCAGUGGUGCAAAAACCGUGACGUUCUUCCUCAACCGCCGGAAAUGGCAGAUCUUCCUGCGGCCCGACUGUCUGCGUACACAAGGCCAUUCGCACACGUAGGGGUGGAUUAUUUUGGCCCAAUUGAGGUAACGGUAGGUCGAAGGGUCGAGAAAAGAUGGGGGGUUCUACUGACUUGUUUAACGGUAAGGGCCGUUCAUAUUGAGGUAGCGCACUCUCUGACAACUAGUUCCUGCAUAAUGGCAUUGAGGAAUUUCACGGCACGUAGAGGUACACCGGUCAGCUUUUACAGCGACAGGGGUACCAAUUUUGUGGGCGCAAACCGGGAGCUCCAGGAAACCAUGGAAGCGGUCAACCAGAACCAGGUGAUGCGUGAGUUUGUCACCUCAUCUACUGCUUGGCAGUUCAACCCACCGGCGGCACCCCACAUGGGCGGCAGUUGGGAGAGGCUCAUCCAAUCGGUCAAGCGAAACCUGGUGGAAGUUCUACAUGCGCGUCGGCCAACUGAUGAGGAGCUACGCAACGCGUUGACGGAAAUAGAAGGUGUGCUGAAUGCACGCCCUCUGACUCACGUGCCCAUUGAUGACGAAGCGGCACCAGCGUUAACCCCCAACCACUUCCUGUUGGGUUCAUGCGACGGUUCCAAACCGUUGUCCCUGAUUGAUGCGGAUACUGCUGCACUACGGCGAGGUCAUCCGACCUCCCAAUGGUUGGCGAAUCUCUUUUGGAAGCGAUGGGUUAGGGACUACCUACCCGACAUAACACGUCGUACAAAAUGGCACGAGCAGGCGAAACCUCUCCAAGUGGGUGACGUUGUAGUCAUUGUGGAUCCAGAUCACCCGAGAAGCUGUUGGCCUAAGGGACGAGUCAUUGGAGUAACCAGCAGUGGAAGACAAACUCGUAAGGCCACUGUGCAAACAUUGCAUGGAAUAUAUGAGAGACCAACCGUGAAGCUGGCGGUGUUAGAUGUUCGGCGCGAGAUGGAGUAAACGGAACCGGAAGGCCAGGUCCGUGUACCGGGGGGGAGUGUGACGCCCCUCGGGCGAUACGCACCUUACAUCGUCGACCUUGGUUCGUCGACCGUCGGUACAAUUGACAUUCUAUUGUCCGAUAGGACGAUUGACGUGAUCACUGGAUAUGACAGCAAAGGAGUUGAGAAAAAUGCUGAUUCAUGAUGAUGUGUGGAAUAUGCAGUGAAAAAUCAGAAAACUAUUUGAGAAUAAUUCGUGCCUAUAAUUGAAUUCCGUGAAAUGUUCUUAAUCUAGUUAAAAAUAGCUAUUACCUGCGUUAAAUUCUUAGUCAACAAGUGACUAGUAAUCAAUUUGUUAUUCUAAAAAUUGUUUAUCCUACAACUUAAUAUCUAACUUAUCAAGGUAAGAACACAUAAGUGAAUGGAUCAAAAUAUAUCCUAAACGUUAUAAAUCUAAUGUUUCAUGCAGCUAAACUUAAGUACGGAGGAGACCUGAUCCAGACAAUUGAGGUAGAAGAGAUUUGAGAGGCACUAAACGUAAGCAAAAUGAAUUAAAAUGUCAAUCUCGUAAUAACAAAACUUUAUAUUAAAGGAAAUUUUAACCAGCCAAAAGUUCGCGUUGGUUCAUUUUUUCGGAAGACGAUCCCUCCAGUUGGCGCGGCCAACAGCUUUAUUCUGUGUAAUUGAUAAAAAUUAAGAAAAAACAUUCAAUUGCUGUUGAGGGGCUGCAGUUUAGCAUGUUUUAUUGCGUAGAAUGCCGGAAGCGUAUCCGGCUACCCUCAACACUGAAAAGUACUCAUGUUUUUCCAACUUUGAACCGAUUUAAGUGAACUUCGGCUCGUUUAAAUAAGAAAUCAUUUUUUUAUUGAAUGGUUAUGUGAAUAGAACGGUUGGGUUACGCGGUAUUCCCAAAAGUCCAAAUUUUCUGGAACAUGUCCUUAUGCUAUUGAAGGGCCCAGAUGCAAAGAGGUGUAAGUGACCAUUUUGUCAAGUUUGAGCUGAGCAUAUCAAACAAUCUUUAGAUUUCAAGCUUUCAGGAACUUUUUCAAGAUUAUUUUUAUGAUGAUUAGAAAAAAUACAGUAAAUCAGAGAAAAUUGGGUUGAUAUUGAAACUCCAUGCAUUUUGAAUGGGAUGAAAAACUGGUGAAAAACUUCAAAGCUCAUUUAUGUACUCGAAAGUGGGUUUUUGUAACUUACACCCCUUUGCUUCUAAGCUCCUCUAUUCUAAUAUCGACAUUGUUGGAGUUAGCGUAUUGAAAAGACAUGGUCUCUCGUGAUACAUGCUCCGUAAUGAUUACUUUGAAGUCAAUACUUUGGGCACAGACAAACAGACGUCUCACUCUACUUACUUCUCAUCGUUACCCUUUUAAACGGUUAGUUAAAAUAUUUUGUAGUUCGCAAAUUGCUCGGUCACGGCACUAGCAUCGUUUUUGCUCCUGUUUGACGUUUGCUCACUACUGCCACCUACUGACUGGUUUGCGUAACACAGCCUGGUUAGCAUUGGGCGAUUAUGUUUUCGUGACGAUGAUUCUUAUCGCAAUUUGAUCCAAGUGAUACGUCUGUUUGUCUGUGCUUUGGGCCUAGACUGGGCAGAUAUGCUAUUGCAGCUGGUCUAUGGAAAAUUCCACGCGUAUGGCAAUUCGGGCUCGGUUCAGUCGGAUUUGUUCUAGAUGGAAAAAAUAAAUCUGGAUUAAAUGAGAUCAAUAUUGUCAAAAUCGGAGAAAAUUUAUCGCAGAUAUAACCAUUACAUAGUUUACCUUCUUUAGUUAAUUGACUGCUGUUUCAUAUUAUGAAGUAAAAAAUAAAGGCAUUGCAACUUCUAGAAAUUUUAUCAGACUUUUCCGUAUUUUUUUGUUUUAUUCAUUGCUUCAAUAAAUAUAGAUAAAUAUACUUAGCGUCAUAGCUAUUGAUAUGUUUAUCUAAGUAUUUAUAUCCUUCUUUCAAUAUCCCAGUCCCGUUACGGUGCCAAAAUCCUAUCACUUUUCUACGAUUCCGAAUUCUUAUAGAUUAAGUAAAUUUUUAACUUCAAAAAGUGAUACAUCUGAAAUCUGAAAUGAGUAUUUUUUUAAUCUCAAAAUUGAAUAAACCUAGUUAAAUUUAUAUGUCAUUUUAACAGUACUGCUAUUUUAACUUCUAAUUAUAACGUCAAAAAGUAACGAAAAGACUAUGUACUAUGAAGUAAUGAAUGUUAGUGAGCGUGGAGAUAGCAAAUGUGGUACUAAAUAAUUCUAAUCAAUAAAAAUGUCAACUGUACAGACAAUUCUGCUCAAUUAAUGAUUGCAUUUGUCUAUUAUAUUUUUUUUCCUUCGAUCUAUUAUAAUUCGACCAUAUUUUCUUUGACAUUUUGUCAUAAAUAUCUAUUUUCAUUACUAAAAGUAAUCUAAAGGAGAAUAAAACUAAACAGCAUCUGCAGAAGUAAUCAUAUCGGCAUAUGAUAUAAUUCUCAUCAAUUAAAACAAAGCCUCAUU